Messenger RNA from Miscanthus lutarioriparius, 411 nucleotides. NCBI's taxonomy places the organism in Eukaryota, Viridiplantae, Streptophyta, Magnoliopsida, Poales, Poaceae. The record is from the annotation of a GenBank genome assembly.
AUGUCCCAGUCCCAGAGCGAGGCGGCCAUACGCCGGGCGGGUGCGGUCGUGGCCCUCGCCGCGGCGUCCGUGCUCAUGGCCAUGGGCUUCCCCGCGGUCGAAGAGCGCGCGCAUGUCGUGCUGGCCCUGCACGCCGUCCUGCUGCUCGGCUGCGCCGCGGUGCUGCUCUCCCCGGCGCACGGCGCCGUGGCCGACCUCGCGCGCCGGCGCCGGGCCACGGAGGCUUCCCGGGGGACGACGUCCCUCGGCGCGUCGGCGCGCGCGCCCGCCGGAUUGCUGCGGUGGCUCGGCUUCGCCGGCAUCCUGCUCUACGUGCUCUACGUGCCGGCGACGUCGCCGCGCGGAACAAGGCCGCGGCGGAGGCAGUGGCGGCGUGGCUGGAUACGGUCAGAGAUUUCCUCCUCUUCCUGA